AUGCUAAUAAAAAUUGUUAGCGGGGGGCAAACUGGUGUUGAUAGAUCUGCUCUGGAUGUGGCUAUUGAAUUGAAUUAUAAGUAUGGUGGAUGGUGUCCUCGUGGUAGAAAGGCUGAAGAUGGAAUUAUUGAUCCUAUUAAAUAUGCAAAUCUAGAAGAAACAUUGUCAAAUAAUUAUCCACAACGAACAGAAUUCAAUGUACGAGAUUCAGAUGGAACUCUAAUUAUUAUCCUUGGAAGUAAUGAUACAAUGGGUCGGGGUUCAAAAUUGACAGUACAUAUGACGAAAAAAUACGAAAAACCUUUAUUGAUAAUCAAUCUGAACCAAGAAGACAACGGUGAAAAUGAAGCUAAAGUGAUCGAAUGGCUUUCCGCGAACAAAAUUAAAAUAUUAAACGUUGCUGGACCACGAGAAGAAACAACGCCUGGAAUAUAUAAACAAGCAGAACAAUUUUUAAGAAGUUUAUUGCAGAAAAUAAAGUCUUAA
Messenger RNA from Rotaria sp. Silwood2, 486 nucleotides. The record is from the annotation of a GenBank genome assembly. NCBI's taxonomy places the organism in Eukaryota, Metazoa, Rotifera, Eurotatoria, Philodinida, Philodinidae.